Aureobasidium melanogenum CBS 110374 is the source of this 1479-nucleotide messenger RNA. RefSeq names its product FAD-linked oxidoreductase. Gene Ontology annotation, cellular component: mitochondrion. Bases 1 to 1479 code for a protein of 492 amino acids. The record is from RefSeq and is a predicted model, not a curated record. The transcript is spliced from 3 exons. NCBI's taxonomy places the organism in Eukaryota, Fungi, Ascomycota, Dothideomycetes, Dothideales, Saccotheciaceae. Gene Ontology annotation, molecular function: proline dehydrogenase activity; FAD binding.
AUGCAAGCAACAACUACAUCUCAACACAUUCUGAAAUUCAGCACUAGGUCUAUACCAUUGUCUUCCUACGAUGCAUCCAGAAUUCCAAUCAGCCAGACACGUCUUCGGUAUCGUUGCCGCGGCUACACUUCUGUGACGUCCAAACGGCAAGAUGUUUCGCAUGUUCCCAGCACCUCUUUUCGACGAACUCUUCAAGCCUUACCAACAACCACUCUCUUGCGAUCGCUUGUAGUUCUCUCGGCCACGGCGCUUCCGGCGAAAUUACUGGCUUCUCUCAUUCGCUUGACCAAAGAGCACGUUGGCAUCAUCGAAUCUGUCAGUCCUUUGCGAUGGACCUUCAGAAGAUUAUUAUACGACAACUUCUGCAUUGGCUUCCGUAAAGAUGAGAUUCGGACCAAAACCCAAGAGCUUCGUCGCGUUGGCUUCACGGGAAUUGUAUUGGCGAAUGCUCGUGAGGCUCAGCCUACUACAGAUUCUCACGUAGGCUCGGUGAUUGGAGACGUUCAGUGUGAGGAAUGGGUCAACAACAAUCUCGAAUCUGUGCAAAUGGCGGAGCCUGGCGACUACAUCGGUCUGAGGUUCACAGGCGCAGGUGCAGCAGCCGCGAAGUUCUUGUCGGACUUCUCGGCUACUUGCAAAUCCCACAAUCUCGGAGAGGCGAAUAAUCUCUAUGCUUCUGAGAUGCAGUACUAUACUUUGCAGGUGGAAAGGAUAUGCAAAGCAGCUGAAGCUCGAAAAGUACGAGUUUUGAUCGAUGCCGAGUCGUCCACCUACCAAAGGGCGAUCGAUUGUGCCGCUCUUCAAAUCAUGCGUCGCUUUAACACUUCGCCAAGAGCUCUGGUGUUGAACACUUAUCAAAUGUAUCUCAAUUCAAGUGCCGACAAACUCAGAUUGCAUCUAGAUCACUCAAUCAAGCAUGGCUAUAUACUCGGGAUCAAGAUGGUGCGAGGCGCAUAUCUUCACACUGAACUCGACAGACAAUCUCUUCACAUCUCCAAACAACAGACUGACGAAGCUUAUGAUGAUACUGUCCGUUUCCUGUUGCGAGAAGGGAGCGGUGCAGCCUGGAAAGCCGAUGUCAUGCUAGCAACUCACAACGCAAAAAGUGUCCGACAAGCCUUUGACCUAUACACCAGCACUUGCAUCACCUCGAAGCAAAACGACAGAUUCAAGCCUCAGGUCUGUGGUAUGACGUUUGCGCAGUUGAUGGGUAUGGCUGAUGAGGUGUCUAUGGACCUUGUCAGAAGGAUUGAGCAGGCGAGGAAGGAGGAUUUGCUCAGACAUCUAACAGAGGUGGACACUGCAACCAUGCAUCCUCGUCUUGGCGUUUAUAAGUAUACUGCUUGGGGAUCUUUGCGUGAUUGUCUCCUGUACAUCUUGAGACGAGCAGAGGAGAACAAGGAUGCUGCUGCUAGAACCCAAGACACUGCUUUUGCGAUAUUGCGCGAGCUGAGAUCGAGAGUUCUGAAUAGAAGUUGA